AUGAUCCAGCAGGCUCCAGAAGUCGCCAGCUCGGCACACAACGCAGCAUCCCAGGCCACUGAGCUCGCAAGCAGCAUGACCCUGGCGGACCUGUCCCCGCUGGAGAAUCCGAACAUCACCUUCGUGGUGCUGCUCUCCAUGUUCUCGAUGUCCAUUGCGCUUGUGGUGUGGGGCCGUAACGGCUUCUGA
Messenger RNA from Symbiodinium pilosum, 189 nucleotides. NCBI's taxonomy places the organism in Eukaryota, Dinophyceae, Suessiales, Symbiodiniaceae. The record is from the annotation of a GenBank genome assembly.